GUUUAAACUCACAGCCUUUUGUUUCUUUAGUCUUUAUUUAAGUCGGUCACGUGUUCGAGUGCACGCGCACUGCGUGUUCAGUGUGUGUUUAGACUCACAUCACGUUGUUAAUGCACAACAUUCUGCACUUUCUCUCUUUCUGUCUGCACCACGAUGUUUACACACUGCAGGAUGUUCAUUCAGGAAUGAACGGAUUUAGUGACCGUGAGAUUUUAAGUUAACGCUUAAUGUUGGAGCCGAGGAACGAUUCGCAAGGGAACCGACUCUUUUAGCGGGACGACUCCUUUGAGUGAGUCGGUUCACGAGCCAGUAUAAUAGAUUUCGGAAGAACUUUUAUUAUUAGGUUUGUUUUUAUUCGAAUGAACAAAAGUCAAGCUUGAACCCAGAACUCUGUUUUGCUUCAUUAAGAAGAAGAAGGCUCUUUUUCUGCUUCUGUUACAAGUGAAUGUACAAUUAAGAGGUGAACGUUUACUAACAUGGCAGUAGCUGGAUGUCCGGAUUACUUCCUGCACCACCCAAAUUAUCAGCAGGACAAUGUCGACCGAACUGCCGAUCAUAGACCGGCAAAUGUAAUCGGGUCAAGUUUCCAACAGGCAGCCAGUCGAAACUCUCCUAACCACCAAGAGGAUGACGUGGAUCUGGAGGCGCUGGUGAACGAUAUGAACUCGUCGUUUGAGAGUCUGUACCCCGUGGGCAGUGUGCAAUGCGAGUCGGUUCCCCUGUUACACAACGGCCAGCACACACACGCCCACACGCACACACAGCCCAUCUCACCGCACCAGAGACUGCGCCGCUCCCAGCCCAUGCACAUCCUCGCUGUCAGGAGGCUGCAAGAGGAAGCGCAGCAGUUUCAGACGUCGUCUCUGCCUGCCAUCCCAAACCCCUUCCCUGAAUUGUGUAGUCCAGCCAGUUCACCCACAGCUUGUCCCGGCUCUUUACCUUCAUGUCAAACGUCAGAAAAACACAUCGUUAAAGUCUUCGGCGAGGACGGAAUGGGCAAAGUGGUGGAGAUCCCGUCCGACAUGACUGCACGAGACCUGUGCCAGCUGCUGGUGUACAAAAGCCACUGCGUGGAUGACAACAGCUGGGUGCUGGUGGAGCAUCACCCGGCCCUCGGGCUAGAGAGAUGCUUAGAAGACCAUGAACUUGUAGCUCAAGUGCAGGCAUCCAUGACCAGCGAGAGCAAGUUUGUCUUCAGGAAGAACUAUGCCAAAUAUGAAUUCUUCAAAAAUCCUCUGAACUUCUUUCCCGAGCAGAUGGUGGCCUGGUGUCAAGAAAGCAAUGGGACCAUUCCUCCAUCUCAGCUGUUGCAAAACUUCUUAAACUCCAGCAGUUGUCCAGAAAUCCAGGGUUACCUUUACGUGAAAGAAACAGGCAGGAAGUCAUGGAAAAAGCUAUACGUGUUUUUGAGACGCUCAGGAUUAUACUACUCGACAAAAGGAACGUCAAAGGAGCCAAGGCAUUUGCAGUUACUAGCAGACCAUGAAGACAGCAACAUCUUUACCGUAAUAGCAGGAAAGAAGCUUCACAAUGCACCAACAGAGUACGAGUUUUGUAUAAAGCCCAACAAGGUCCGGAGCGAGCAGAAGGAACUGAGGAUGUUGUGUGCGGAAGACGAACAGAGCAGAACGUGCUGGAUGACUGCCUUCAGAUUGUUUAAGUACGGAAUUCUGCUUUAUCAAAACUAUAAAUUUCCACAGCAGAGAAAAGCUUUGCUCUCACAUUUCCCAGCACCAAUGAGGAGUGUGUCGGAGAACUCUCUAGUAGCCAUGGAUUUCUCAGGGACAAUAGGCAGGGUGAUCAACAAUCCUGUGGAAGCUCAGAGUGCCGCUCUGGAGGAGGCCCAUGUCUGGAGGAAAAGAAGUCAGCGCAUGAACACUUUGGGAAGCCCUAGUCCACUCCACCCAUCAUCAUUAAGUGGAGUGAUACACAAAACUCAGCUUUGGUUUCACGGUCGAAUCACAAGGGAGGAAUCGCACAGGCUGAUGCAUCAACAGGGCCAAGUGGAUGGGCUGUUUCUGUUGAGGGAUAGCCAGAGCAACCCGAAAGCCUUCGUGCUUACCAUGUGUCACCACCAGAAAAUAAAACACUUUCAGAUUUUACUGUGUGAAGAGGACGGUCAUAUGUUCUUCAGCCUUGAUGACGGCACCACCAAAUUCACGGACCUGAUUCAGCUGGUGGAGUUCUACCAGCUCAACCGAGGAGUCCUUCCUUGCAAACUCAAGCACCCAUGCACCAUGGUGGCCUUAUGACCCCCCCUCCAAACCAACCAUUGGUUCCCUGAGAAUUGGACUGUGUUUCACCUGGUUUAACGAUGUACACGUGACUGGCUGUUCACUGAUUAGUACUCUGCAUGCAUUCCUCUAUGAUUCCAGAGGAACUGCAAGCUUCCAACAGGGCCAUUGUGAAGCCAUCGAGAAAGAUCUUGGUUGCCACUGUUAAACUCGAAAGGUUCUUCCUCGUACAAUCGUCGGGGGUUCCUUUUUGAUGAUUUGAAUAUCUUGUUUAAUAUAAUCAGAUGGAAAGAUCUUGAUGAAUAUGGAAGAUGGACCAUCACGAGGUCUGUCGUUUCAGAAAGGUCUAUAGAACGGUAGACGGUGGAAGACGGAUACGUUACCUAUAGUUUGGGUUUGACUUUGAAGCACAGGAAACAGCUAAGCUAGAAAUGUAGUCAAUCCAAGAGUCAUUUGAAUUCUCCUGCCUUUUGUAGAUCUUUCUAUGAGUGCUUGGAGAUGGAACGACAGAAGGUCAAAGCACAGGUCUGUAAAAGAGACUUCGGACGUGGUUUGUGAGCGAAAUCACUACACUUUGCUCUUUGCUGGGCCUCUUUCUACAGCUUCCAUCAUCUGAAUAUCAAGAAUGUUACACUGCUCAUAUGGGGGGUGCGUAUAUAUAUAGUUUAUAAGCUCUUUCAGAUUCCUGUCCACUUGACACAGUCCCCUUUUGCACUCUGUUUUGACUUUGUGUCACUGUAAAGCCUCAGCUAAUGUCCAAAUGUUCCACCACCUUUCGAGAGACAGAGUUUAAACGUUUGCGCCCUUUGCUGGCCGUCCAGGGUAACACAGCCUGAAGCGGGUGCUUGGAUCAGCUUCACUACUGCCACCUUUAGAAAGGGCACCUUGAAGUGGACAAAAAUUGGAAAAACAGUGGAAAAAUAACCACUACGAUCCCCUGAAAAAUGGCAAACUGCAGGGAGCUCCGUUAUAACGGACGCCUUUUCUCUCUCUCUCUCUCUCUCUCUCUCUCUCUCUCACACGCUCUCUCUCUCUCUCUCUCUCUCUCUCUCUCUCUCGGAUGAAAUCAAGAGGCAGGAAUCAGCAGAUCUGCUUGUUUGUCCUUUCAGUGUAUUGGUAGAUUAAUAGGACAAUGCACUGUGAAGCUUCCAGAACAGCUGGGGCUCUGUUUCCUUCGCUGCCUUGUUCAGUAGUAGCACGAUAUAUGGACAGAUUUGUAACAAUAUUUUUUAAAUCGUGACUUUACGGAAGAGUCGUCCUCUUUAGUAUUCACAUCAUAACGUAUUAAGCUAGAUGGAAAAGGCCUGGCCGCAGUGUCUACGAGCUCUGCUGAGUUAUCAUGAUUACACAGAUAUAAAUGCAAAUGAUGCAAUCAUUUUUAAGUGUUGUUUCCAUGGAUCUAUUUAUUUAUCUGGAUCUGAAUGAUUACUUGAAAUUUUAGUGAAUUUUCUCAGCGCUGUUCCGCUGCUCUUCCAUCAUAUUUUUUUUGUAAACGUGUUGAGCCUAAUGUAUUUUUUUUCACCUAAUAUCAGAAAUUUUGUUAUACUAACCCUGUUUUAUCGAGCUCUUUACCGUUAUCUGCUGUAUCGUUGCUUUAUAAUUUUGGCCUUGCUAUCGUCACCGUUAUGUUCACAAAUACAAAGGUUUUGUCGUUCGUAGUCUUCAACAUAUUUCCCCUUUGUUCACUGAUUUUAUUCAGUUUUCUUAAAAAAAAAAAAAAAAAAAAAGGGAAAGACUUGUACUAAUGAUUUUUAAAAAUUUCGAGAUUUGCACAUUUUUACAUUAAUGAAAAUAGUAUGAUUUUUUUUUUUUUUUUUUGUGCAAAAGACUGUAGGGGCAACAGAUCAGUCCUUCACAACCCCAAUGACUUAUGAGGACACAAAAGCAGACUUUUUUCAACAUCCUUUCUCUUGUAUUAGCACUUUUAAUAUUUUUUUUUAACAUCCACAAAGAAGAUUCCGUUCCAGAACGAAACUUGAAAUGCAGCAUUGCUUUUCAUUCGUGACGAGGCUGAUGUGUCAUUGCUUGCCUCUCAGCAGGGGACGAGUUUGCAUCUGAUGUGUUGCGUUGCGUUUAACUUUUAUCAGUCCAUCGCAUUUGUGCCACACUGAAAUGUUAACCCUAACCCUAACUAUAACUAUCCAAUCCAAUCACGGCUCAAAGGCAAUCCCACAGGGGCAGUGUUUGUAUUCAGACUAGGACCUAAACGCAUCCUAAAAAGGACACCUAAUUGAGGAAAGCUCCACUGAAUUACAUAAAUUCGGUGUCGGACCUUCUUUUACCUGACUCUCAGAGGAAAAAGUACUAAACUGGACUUUAAGGACUUAGCGUUCAAAUUAUAAUUUACAUGCAAAUAUCCAGGUAAAAUCCACACAAAAGAUAAAAAAGUGUAUCCUUGAGGGCACCAACCUACUGUAUCAACACGAAAAUAUACAGUUUAGAACAAAUCUCAGUAAAGACGACGAUUCUCACAGGUUUUUGUCAGGUUUUCUGCUUUUAUCCUGUCCCAUAGCUCUCCUAAACGAUCUAGUAAACGAUCUCGAUCUAACGAUCUAGUUCUAGUAAACGAUCUUGAUUAAAUAUCAUUCGCCCUUUUUUAAUUAUUUUUUUUAUUAUUUUUUUAAAAAUUUUGUUUGUAUUUUUGAGGUUUCCUCAAGCUUCGCUAAAAAAAGGGGAAUCCUUGAUCUGUAGGAAAAACUUUUAAAUUGAAGAAUUCUAACUGUUGGGCUGCUCGGUGCAAAGGCGCCACCUCAUGGACAAUGUAGUCAAAGCAUUUACUGUUUUUAAGGCCUUCAAACAAUGUGUUUUCUUCAACUCUGUCCUGAGUAUUUUUUGUUUGCAGCAGUCGAACCAAACAAAGUUUUGCCCAGCAGAAAAAGCAAUUCACAGAAGGGAAAAAGGCACAAAUGAGAUGCAUUGGCUUCUGAUGAUGGUUUUCAGACUAUGAAUUUACAAACCUCAUUCUUGUGAGCCAGUAGAAAAUAAAUGUGCCAGAAAAUACGGUGGCACUGAUCGUUAUUUAAGCAACUGUCACUCUUUAACCUCACCAUUUUCUUAUUGUUUUGUCUCAAACCUGGAACCAGUGUGCUUCAUGUCGUCCCCGACAUUUUGAGAUUUCCUUGUUAUUGUAUCGUUCGGAUUUAUUUGUAGUAAUAUCGUUUUGACUAAAUCUAUACUUAAAUCCAUGUCUAGUUUCAUCCAGUUAUCCAUCUUUGUGCUGCUUUUGUCCUCAUUAAAAUGACCCACAUUUUAAAUCUAAAAGUUUGAGCUCAGAUUAAUAUUUGUCAUUUUCACAACACUAAUAAUAAUAAUAAUUAGUAUUAUUAUUAUUCUUUAUGGCUACAAAAUAAAAUUGUUAAAAGCCUAAAAAAUUGACACUGUAUGUAAGGUUUCCAAUCACUAUAUAUUCCUUUUUUUUUUUUUUUUUUUUUUUUAUAAUGGCUUACAAAAUGAAGAAACUUGACCUUUUUUUUUUUGCGGUGGGGGUGUUUUUUGUUCUUUUUUAUUUAUUUCUUUUUGUGUGUAAGCAUAAUGGUUUAUUCUGUUUCUCAGUGUUCAAGGACAUUUAACAUUUUUAUUUAAGCUGGUAAAGAAAAAAAGAAACUGGAGUGAAAAUAAUGAGUCUGGGGUGAACUUCUUGUGGUCACAGGAACUAUUAAGCUAAAAAAAAAGAAAUCCACAGAAUACCCUAACUUAGCCUUUAUGGACAGUGUGUUUUUGUUUAUGCACAGUGAAAGCUUAAGCAUAAUGUCCCGAUGUUCAGAUGAGCUGGUGUUGUGAAUCGUUUACAGUGUUGAGAAUACAUCAGCGUAUUAAAGAGAAAAAAAUGAAUGUAACUGGGUUGCUCAGGGUUGAUGUGGAGACCGAUGAGGUCCGGUCCCCAGGAGGACUGGUGCCAUUUCUAGAACUUUCUAUAUAACUUUCUAGUCUUUUUACCUUUGACGGAUCUUGGUGUUAUCAUGGAGUUUUAGGAUAUAGCUGUCUUUUCUAGUUUUGGGGUUUUUCAUACCGUUCAACACUAUAAUGAACGUUAAACAGUGCUAAAAUUUUUUUAGUUUCUUCUUGGUUUUUUAGCUUUACUUGUAUCAUGAAGCAUAAAAUCCAGCAGGUGCCUCAGAACUUUACCCUUGUCUCAAUUUACACCAAUAAACUAACCAGAUUUUUGUAUAUAUUAGAUGCCUUUCAUAUCUAUAUGGACAAUAGGGCAGCAGUCUUAAUGUGAGACACCUAAAACCUCCAGGUCUGGUGUCCACUUAUCUGGAGCGGUCAUAGGAUCGUAAUGACCUGCAAUUCACAAACCCCUUUCUUUAGUAACAAUAACGUGUCUUCACUCCUUUGGUCAUCAUGCAAAAAAAGUGUGACUGUACAUACAUAUUAGAUAUAUACAUAAAUAUAUGUUUUUCAGGGAAUGAAAACAAAAAUCAAGAAAAAAAGCUUUUCCCUUUUUUUCUGUCUUGAUCAUGUGCUUUUGCUUGGUCUUGUAAAUAGCUGAAUGGCUUAUAAAUGCUAACUGUAACCUUUUCAGGUAUUUUUGUACAAAUAUGGGUCUGCUUUAUUCUGUUUAUUGUAAGUAGAAUAAAACAUUAAUACAUUGCUAUAA
Messenger RNA from Tachysurus fulvidraco (yellow catfish), 6834 nucleotides. RefSeq names its product growth factor receptor-bound protein 10b (gene grb10b). Gene Ontology annotation, molecular function: insulin receptor binding. The transcript is spliced from 17 exons. Gene Ontology annotation, biological process: insulin receptor signaling pathway; negative regulation of insulin receptor signaling pathway; negative regulation of Wnt signaling pathway. The record is from RefSeq and is a predicted model, not a curated record. Bases 477 to 2252 code for a protein of 591 amino acids. NCBI's taxonomy places the organism in Eukaryota, Metazoa, Chordata, Actinopteri, Siluriformes, Bagridae.